GGGAUAUACGGAACCUCGCUCCCGUGCACGAGCAGCAGCCUUUUAUUUUAGGCUUGGAAGGAACCCCAAGGGAGAUGACGAGUGGGAGCCAGGCUCUCUGCAGCAAAACCUCUCUCACUACCCCUGUCUCCUCGUGCACCGCCCGAUUCAAUUUCCUUCGUCGGAUCGCCAAUCGUACUGUCCGGAUGGCUUCCCCCGACCCCUCCGGCCCUCCCCCUUCCUCCAAGAUGGACUCCGCCCCCGCCGCCACGGCGGCCGCCUCCUCCUCCGACGCCGGAGCCGGCGCAUCCUCCGUGUCCGCCUCCUCCGCAAUCGACUUCCUCCACCUCUGCCACCGCCUCAAGACGACGAAGAGGACGGGUUGGGUGCGCCGCGGGAUAGGGGACCCGGAGUCGGUGGCGGACCACAUGUACCGGAUGGGCGUCAUGGCCCUCAUCGCCGGCGACAUCCCCGGCGUAGAUCGAGACAGGUGCGUUAAGAUGGCAAUCGUGCAUGAUAUCGCUGAAGCCAUUGUUGGUGAUAUUGCUCCUUCUGAUGGUGUGCCAAAGUUGGAAAAGAGUCGGAGAGAAAAAGAAGCACUGGAACAUAUGUGCAGCGUACUUGGUGGAGGAUCUCGAGCUAAGGAAAUUGGCGAGUUAUGGAUGGACUAUGAAGAAAAUUCUUCUCCAGAAGCGAAGGUUGUCAAGGAUUUUGACAAGGUUGAGAUGAUACUUCAAGCUCUAGAAUAUGAAAAGGAGCAAGGAAUUAACUUGGACGAGUUUUUCCUGUCAACUGCAGGCAAAUUUCAGACUGACAUUGGCAAGGCUUGGGCAUCCGAGAUUGCAUCAAGAAGAAGAAAGGAAGAAUAGCACAGAACUUGGGCAUCACUGGAAAGGAGGAUAGCCAUUCUUAAUGGAACAUCGUGCCCAGAUUUUUUUUUUUGACUAUUUUUUUGCGUUCUCUUACACACCUCCACAUAUGCCUUAUGUUAGGCUUGUCGGUGCACGUCCACUAAAAACUGAAGUGGACUAAGGAAUUCCAAAGCUGCAGAACUCUUCAAUGUGUUGUAUUUUUGAAAUUGACCCCGACAAUGGAUUGCUCGUGGAUAUGGCUUGGACGCCUUUUAUAAACAGGAGCUGACAUUUAUUACCGUAUGCUGGAGGGGGUAUUCUUGUAGUGAUUCAAGUUCAAAUCCUCUCGAUUCAUAUCUUCAUUGAAAGGCUAA
Messenger RNA from Phoenix dactylifera (date palm), 1204 nucleotides. RefSeq lists its product as uncharacterized. Gene Ontology annotation, molecular function: 5'-deoxynucleotidase activity. The record is from RefSeq and is a predicted model, not a curated record. Gene Ontology annotation, cellular component: cytoplasm. NCBI's taxonomy places the organism in Eukaryota, Viridiplantae, Streptophyta, Magnoliopsida, Arecales, Arecaceae.